Neoarius graeffei (lesser salmon catfish) is the source of this 1756-nucleotide messenger RNA. It is a transcript of the gene tmem154, whose product is annotated as transmembrane protein 154. The record is from RefSeq and is a predicted model, not a curated record. The transcript is spliced from 11 exons. Lineage: Eukaryota; Metazoa; Chordata; Actinopteri; Siluriformes; Ariidae. Bases 97 to 924 code for a protein of 275 amino acids.
GAUUGCAUCACAUCCGUGCAGAGAGAGAAAGAGAGAGAGAAAGAGAGUAUUUUCCUCUUCUAGGUGAGUCAAAGCUGAAAGAGGAAGCAGGAUGUCAUGACGGAGGGUUGGUGCAAUGGCACUAUGUCUGUCCCUGCCCAAAGUAAGGGCCACUACUGCCACCGAGGACUGUGGGAAAUGACCCCCGAUGUGCUGCUGUUGAUCUUGGCACUGACAGCCUGUCUGACUGAGUCUGUUCACUGUAAAAAGGACAAUGGAGCUGGAGUUCCAGAAACAAAAGCACGCAGCACUGAAGAACCGAUCUCAUUGGCAAUAACACACACUCCUGCACUAACCAAUGAAACAUGGAACAGCAUCACAGUUCAUAUACAGGAGGAAGAUGUUUCCAGAGGUGCUGAAACACAUGCACAGGCUACUUUGGAGCAGAAUUCCACGUUGAUGCAUUCUCCUAACGCCACACAUAACUUGACCACAGAAGUGAAGCACAAGUCAGGACCCAAAAGUUCCUCAAAUUCCACAAAAGUAAAAAGGAAAGAUAUUGAAAAUGUGAAUAAGACUACGCCAAAGAAAACCACAGAGAAGAACACCACGACGCAGACCAUCACGAACAAUAACCCCCAAAACGGAAAAACGGACGAGCAGUGGGUUUUAAUCAUCACCAUAGUGUGUUUGGUCUUAGUUUUACUCCUGGCAGCCAUCAUGGCCGGAAUCCUGAUCAUAUGCAGGAGGAGGAAAAGAAACACAGCUGGUCUUGAAAAGGACGAUCCUUAUCUGGAUGAUGAAGAUGGAGAGAAAGUGCCGAUGCCUAUGUUUGAAGACGAUAUGCCCUCAGUAUUGGAGUUGGAGAUGGAGGAUUUUGAGAAAUGGAUGAUAAAAGGAGGGAGUAACAUCAGCCUGGACUCAAAACAGAGGCAUCCUUCAUGAACACACUGCUGUAAUUGCUGUGGAACUUAGAGAGAGAGAUGAAGCACUCAGCAUCCUAUCACACAAGAAGCUUCUUUCCUGUGAACUCUCUCUCCCUCUCUCUGAUUUCUUAUCGGAAAAACAAACUUUUGACACACCGCAAUUUGUGUGUGUGUGUAAAUGAACCUGCCAUGUUUUGAAGUCUACUGAGAGAACACACACACACACACACACACACACACACACACACACACACACACUGGGAUUCUGUUCAGUUUCUUCAGAAUACAUUUAUUUGUAUUAUCAGAAAGGCUGUAUGUAUGGAGUUUAUGAAACAAUUAGAGCCAUAACAGGGCAAACUGUACCUGUAUACUGGGUAGAUUGGGAUAUAAUUAGGCUGGAAGUGUCACAUAAGUGACAUCACAUGAAUUUUUUUUUCUUGAUCCGUUCCUCUGAGAUUCACAGUCACAUCAGAAAUCAUCCUCAGUUGUGUUUAACAUUAUCACAUUCACAUUUCCUGCCUGUUUUUUUUCCCUCUAAAUAUUAUUUAAAUAUUUUGUUAUUUGAUAUGGAAAUAUCGCUGGGGUUAUUUUUUUUAUUUUUUGUAAAUAUGGUGAACAGACUGUAUUUUGAAGCCAUUUUGUUUUGUGAUGAUGACUUGAAUCUACUCUGUUUCAAUCACUUUCAUGAACUUUUUUUUUCAUGCAAACAGUAAAAAAUUGUCAUUUGUCUAUUUGUAUGUUUGUGCACUUGUGUGUUUUAUCUUGUCCCAUUAAGCAACUGUCCAUAAUCCUAUAAACUCAACCACCUCCAGGUCAUCAUUAGCUAAUAAAUUAAGAAUUUAUAUCAUAAA